AGCACGAGCCUGGGAUUUUGAGGGUGCAGGCCACAAACCCGUCUUCUGCAGCAACUCUGGGUGUGGAUCAAGGGUGAUGCAACCGAUGGGUGGGUUGCAUUCGUUCCCAAGGCCUGCCCGCAGCUGGAAACACACACAGGAGGGCUUGCCAGAAUUGGUUGGAACCACAGAAGGCAAUCCUGGACAGGUUGGGCGGCUUUAGGUUCAGUUUCCUCCUGUGUGAAGAUCCUUCGACCCGGGAGAUCUCGGCUGGGCUAUAGGCCAACAGACUCAGCGAUGGAACAAUAUCACACCCUGGAGCGGGCCCUUGGGGCGCUAGUUUGCACCUUCCAGCGCUACUGCCGGAAGGAAGGCGACCGACACACGCUCAGCAAAGGGGAACUGCGGGAGCUGUUGGACAACGAGCUUCCCAGCCUGCAGACUCUGCCAAUAAAAGAUGGUGCUUACGAGGAGCUCAUGGCACUGUUGGAUACGAACAAGGACGGCCAAGUUGACUUCGAAGAGUACAUCCGCUUCAUUGCAGCGGCCUGUACCUUCUUCCACGAGUUCUUCCGGGACAGCCCUGUGGCCCAGCCGCGAGUGCACUAAAAGCCAAGAUGGUGCCCAAACGACUCCAAGGAUGACGGCCGAAGAUGUUUUGCCACUUGAGGGGGGACAGCGAGUUAUUUUGGGCACCUGAGGCAGACAAAUAUUGCCAUAAAGUUUCUUUCACUUGCCAGCAGUAAAAUUGCAAUAACAACAACAACAAUAAUAGGGUUGGAUGCAAUGUUAGUCCCACUCAGAGUAGACCCAUUGAAAUUAAGGACCAUGAUGAACUUAGGUCCAUUAAUAUCACUCGGUCAACUCUGAGGAGAACAUAGCUGGAUACAAUAAAUUAAAUAACCAUUUUGUUGCCCUUUCGUGGCGCCCCAAAUCAGCUGCCUGAGGGGUGGCUGCUUCACUCCGCCUAAAGGCAGGGCCGGCCCCAAUGGAUUCUUUGUCAGAACAAACACUGGGAUGGAGAAACAGUAAUGCUAGCAGGGGAGUCAACAAGGACUGGAACGACAGGCUGAGGGGACGGAUUCUCAGCGCCAAUAUUGUCCGCAUUCAUGUGAUCCACCAUAGAGACUCCUGAGUGCAUCUGACUUAUGAGGAGAUACCUUUCUGCUCUCCUCUGCUUCAAGGGUGUUGUGUUGAUGUGUCUCACAAUCCUCCCCUGUUGUGUUCCCCCCUCCCAAUUGUUCCACUCUCUGACGACUUUCAGGAUGCAGGGCAAAUUCAAAUAAUUUUCAGGGAGGAAGAGCGGCUUAUCAUUCCAGAUGUGUCAGCAGAGGAUUUCUAUCGCCACAUAGGGAUGGGAUCCAUUGGCCAGUGCCGGUUCAAAAACAUUCCGUCAACCUAACAGGCCGGUAUCGAUUUAAGUUUGUUCUUUGUCCCCUAGCCUCUGCUUUUACUGAUCUGUGGGUUUUUUCCCUCGCAAAAAAUAUUGAUAUUAAUAUCAAUAUUUUGAAAGGAAACAUCAACGUAUUGAAAGGAAAUAUUGAUAAAUGAAAGGAAAUAUCGAUAACAUUAUCAUUCUUAAUAUCAAUAUUUUAGAGGCAGUUUAAAAAAAAAAUCCCUACAGAAAAAUCCGAUCCGCAGCAAUAAAGAAUAAGCGAGUUAAUGGAAAAUUCAAUACCGAACCCGAAUUGGGUGGAAUUCUGACACAUCCCUCACACACACACACACAAAUCUCUGCCACCGCUUUGCCACAUGCAGAUGGGCAACUGCCUGAGCAUACAUGCUAAGGCGCCAUGCAAUAUGCUGCCUGCUGUUUCACAUGCUGCUGCUCCAGCUGCUGCACCAUAUUUUGAACUUUUGAUAUGGUGCCUCUUGAACACUGAUCUUGAGCCACAGCAUCAAACAGGCCCCUUGGCUUUCAAAAUCAACAUACGAGAGGCCACUACAAAUCAACUCCGCACAGCAGACAUCCGAUGGUGCAAGAGCUUCAGCAGUGUGUGGCAGAGACAAGCAGAGCUCAGGCACCUAUUCUUGGUCUCUAAGACAGAGAUGGGGAAUUUCAAGGCCCUCCAGCCCUCGCCAUCUGGCCCGCAGAACUCUCCCUGAGCCACACCCCUUAGUGGCUCGGCAUCGCACCCUGAGUGUUUUUGCUCAGCCAGAAUGUGCCAUUGAACUCAGGUCAUGCCACUUGCUUGUCUGGAGGAAGAACAGAGGUGUGUGUGUGUGUGUGUGUGUGUGUGUAAAAACUAGCCUACUUUACGUUCGUUGCCUCGCCCACUUUUGCCUCUGGCCACACCCACCACUGGGGUGUGGCCCUUGGGAGGUUGCCCGGAAAGGACUACGGCCCUUGGGUUGAAAAAAAGGUUCCCCACUCCUGUUCAAGAACUGGGCUGCUGCAAGCAUAUCCCCACGUUCAUAUGUGAGAUCAUGACAUGCUCUGAUUGCCCUGCCUUCUGUCGUUCUUUGGGCAUUCCUUGUCGCUGAUUCUUUUCUCAUCUUCCGAUGUCAUCUCUGGUCCUCACCGGGUCUCCCAUUCCUGCUUCGGUAACUUUUAUGUUGAUCUUGCCAAAGCUGGCAUUUCUGAAGGUCCUUUUUGUGCCAGACAGCUGGAAAGAAUCAGCCCAGGAAUUUGGAGAGAGAGAGAGAGAGGGAGGGAGAGGAAACAACCAUCACCAAAGGCCCUCGUAGCCCGCAAAAAAACCUCACAAAACUGGUAGGACCCCUAUUGGUCUCUUUCUAUCCCCAGUGGGUGUACCCUUUUGCAUCAACAAUAAAAAGGGCAGCUUUGCCAAGGCUUUAAA
Messenger RNA from Rhineura floridana, 2780 nucleotides. RefSeq names its product protein S100-A3-like. Gene Ontology annotation, cellular component: cytoplasm. Lineage: Eukaryota; Metazoa; Chordata; Lepidosauria; Squamata; Rhineuridae. The coding region runs from base 277 to 588 and encodes 103 amino acids. Gene Ontology annotation, molecular function: transition metal ion binding; calcium ion binding. The record is from RefSeq and is a predicted model, not a curated record. The transcript has 3 exons.